AUGAAGAAUCUCGAUUUUGUUCCUAAAAUGAGAACUCUUAGGCAGAGGAUGACUGAACACAUGGUGUCUGUGAGUGAUGAAUCAAGUGAAGAUGAAGCACAAAUUAAGUGGGAAGAACAGCAAAUAAAGAAAGCCAUUAAACUCUCUCAGGAAGCUUAUGAUGAUGCUACCCUGCAUAAAUCUCAACGAGCUAAACCAAUGUUUGAUCCGUCUGUUUCUCUACCACCUGUGAACUUGGAAAUUGUGAAGAAGCGACUGACUGAAAGGAUAACAUCAUUACAGGAUGUGCACCGUGCCCACCAGAGAGAGUAUGAAAAAUACAUAGAGGACAUUGAAAGUUCAAAGAUGACUGUCCAGGAGUUAGAGAAGUCGUCGGAUGCACCUAUGAAUUACAAAUUCUACAGGGCCAUGAAAACAUAUGUAGAAAACUUGAUAAAUUGUUUGAAUGAAAAACUGAAAUACAUUAAUGAUCUAGAAUUGGCUGUACAUGUACUUCUUCAGCAACGAGCCAUGAGAGUACUGAAACGAAGGCAAGAUGAGCUGAAAAAUGAAUCUGCUUAUAUUCGGCAUCUGACAAGUGGGAAUGACAAACCAACUAAUGGUGGAUUGGAAGGUGAUGAGAAGACACAGCUUCUGGAAAUGUGUGAACAUCGAAGGACUUGCAGACGGCAAGUGAGAGAGUGUUCAGGAGAAGCUGAUCACCAUGAAGGCAUGUCGAGUGAUGAUGAGCUGGCUCCGGCAGAGGUGACCGAGUUCCAGAAGAGCAAAGAUAACGUUUUAGAGGAUAGUAGGAAAGUCUUUGAAGAUGUACAUGCAGAUUUUUGUGACAUCAGAAAAAUCCUGUUGAAAUUCCAGGAAUGGAAAGAGAAGUUUCCUGACUCUUACUGUGAUGCUUAUAUCAGCUUCUGCCUGCCUAAGCUAUUAAAUCCAUUGAUCAGAGUUCAGUUAAUAAAUUGGAAUCCUCUUGAGAAUUUUACAGAGUUGGAAGACAUGCCCUGGUUCAGAGCUGUGGAAGAAUUCAGUGAUGCCAAAAACGUAUCUGAAUCAAAAAGGGCUGAUGAUCCUGAUCAAGAAGUUUUGCCUAGAGUGAUUGAAAAAACUGUUCUUCCAAAAAUUACAGCAUUUGUAAAGAGUGUGUGGGAUCCUUUAUCUGCUUCUCAGACAAAGAACCUCGUACAGCUUUGCAGUAACAUCUUUGAAAAACAAGUCGUUUCCAAAAACAAAUGCAGUCAAGCAAAAGAGGAUUUGAUGAACAUGGUUGUCCUAAGAAUGAAGAAAUCUGUAGAGGAAGAUGUCUUUAUUCCUCUGUAUCCUAAGAGCACUGUGGAAGACAAAUCAUCACCGUGUUCGAAAUUUCAAGAAAGACGGUUUUGGUCAGCUAUUAAGCUGCUCUCCAAUGUUCUUCUUUGGGAUGGGAUUGUACAAGAAGAUACGGUCCGUGAUUUGGGACUGAGCAAGUUGCUGAAUCGUUACCUUCUUCUGAACCUCUUAAACACACCACCAGGGCCGGAUAAUAUAGAAAAGUGUAAUAAGGUGGUUGCGUGCCUCCCAGAAAGAUGGUUCCAAGAUCUUAAAAGUGGAUCAACUCUGCCUGAGUUACAGAAGUUCUGCCAGCACUUGCUGCAGUGUGCCCGUACGCUACACAAGAAUAGCCACAGUGAUGAAACAAAAGAAGUUCUUCUCCUGCUGGUGAAAGUCAAAGCUCUGCAUAUUGUUGAAGACUUCAUUGAAGAGUACAAACUUGAACACCUUAAAUCCAUGAUUGGGAAAUAG
Molecule: messenger RNA, 1773 nt
Organism: Fulmarus glacialis (Northern fulmar)
Lineage: Eukaryota; Metazoa; Chordata; Aves; Procellariiformes; Procellariidae
Gene: GCFC2
Product: GC-rich sequence DNA-binding factor 2
Exons: 15
Coding region: 1-1773 (590 amino acids)
Biological process (GO): mRNA splicing, via spliceosome
Cellular component (GO): nucleus
Molecular function (GO): DNA binding
Source: RefSeq, a predicted model, not a curated record